UGCAGAAAAAAUGCAGACCUUCAACAUAAAAGCCGUAGCUAAAUGUCGUGGCACGCCGGAUCCGGCCCCUGGGUCUUGAGUUUGACACCGGUGCUCUAGCAGGUUGUGGUCGUCGUGGUUCUCCAGGAGGUGGUCUUCAUACAUGCUCCGGUCACUCUGAGUCUCUUUGUUUCAGUGGCAGCUGGUGUGUUCGCUGCGUCCUCUGAAACAGAUGAUUCAGACCAUCUAUAUGGGCGGAGUUUUAGCGGGAGCCAUUAUUUUCGGAGGUCUUUCAGACAGGUUUGGGAGGCGGUCAAUCCUAAUUUGGUCGUACCUGCAACUUGGUAUUCUUGGUUGUAGCUCCGCCCUCUCCCCUACGUACUCCACCUAUUGCGUGUUUAGGUUUUUGAGUGGGAUGUCGGUGUCCGGCAUCAUCCUGAAUGCAUUCUCACUGAGUACCUGUCUCCCCGUUUGUCUGUCUACCUGUCUGUAUGUCUGUCUACCUGUCUGUCUGCCUCUCUGUCUACCUGUCUGUAUGUCUGUCUACCUGUCUGUCUACCUGUCUGUAUGUCUGUCUACCUGUCUGUCUGCCUGUCUGUAUGUCUGUCUACCUGUCUGUAUGUCUGUCUGCCUGUCUGUCUGCCUCUCUGUUUACCUGUCUGUAUGUCUGUCUACUUGUCUGUAUGUCUGUCUACCUGUCUGUCUACCUGUCUGUAUGUCUGUCUACCUGUCUGUCUACCUGUCUGCCUCUCUGUUUACCUGUCUGUAUGUCUGUCUGCCUCUCUGUCUACCUGUCUGUAUGUCUGUCUACCUGUCUGUAUGUCUGUCUACCUGUCUGUCUGCCUGUCUGUAUGUCUGUCUACCUGUCUGUAUGUGUGUCUACCUGUCGGUCUACCUGUCUGUCUACCUGUCACUCAUGAACUCCAGGUUCUCACAGUGUGUCCUCAGAGGCUCUUCAGCGUGUCCCUGUCCCCGUCUGUCUCCAGAGGUGGAGUGGAUCCCGACCAAAGAGAGGACGCUAGUGGGCACGCUCAGCUCCUUCUUUUUUACUUUUGGUCAGAUGAUCCUGGCAGGGCUUGCCUAUUGGCUGAGAGACUGGAGGAAGUUACAGGUGAUCGUCUGUGUUCCUAUGUUCCUGUUCUUCAGCUACAGCUGGUGGUACGCAGAGUCCGCUCGUUGGUUGGUUCUGAAGCGUCGGUCUGAGGAGGCCUUAAAGAGUCUUCAUCGAGUCGCUCGGAUCAAUGGAAAACCAGGGGUUGUUGACACAUUAACCCUGGAGGUUCUGCACUCUCACAUGAAGAAGGAGAUCGAGUCGAGUCAUUCGACGUUCACGGCAUACGAUCUACUGAGGACGAGAGGGAUGAGGCGGAUCUCCAUCUGCCUGGUGGUUGUCUGGUUCUCCACCAGUUUUGCAUACUACGGUUUGGCAAUGGACCUCCAGAAGUUCGGGAGUAAUGAUAGCUCGGCAGAAGGGCAGAGCCAGAAGGCAGACCGGGUUCACCUGCCAAUGGAAGCUGAAGGAAACAGACAGCCAAUAGCAGCGCAGGGUGUACGGUCAGACAUGAUUUACACCAUCGAAGAUGUCCCACCCUGGUACCUGUGUAUUCUACUUGGACUACAGCAUUACCUGACGUGUUUCAGCGGCACUGUGGCGGUGCCUUUUCUUCUGGCAGAGGCCAUGUGUGUUGGUCGAGACCAGAACACCAUCAGUCAGCUUGUUGGAACCAUUUUCACCACAGUCGGGAUCACAACUCUGAUCCAGACCACCGUCGGAGUCCGGCUUCCUCUAUUUCAGGCCAGUGCUUUUGCUUUCCUUAUCCCUGCCCAAGCCAUCCUUGGUCUUGACCGCUGGCGGUGCCCCAGCGAGGAGGAGAUUUAUGGGAACUGGAGUCUUCCACUCAGCACCGCACAUAUCUGGCAACCACGCAUGAGAGAGAUCCAGGGGGCCAUUAUCGUAUCCAGUGCAGUUGAGCUUUUGAUUGGUCUGUGCGGGUUGCCAGGUUUGCUGCUGGACUACAUUGGUCCACUCACCAUCACUCCAACUGUCUCACUGAUCGGCCUGUCAGUGUUUACCACAGCUGGAGACAGAGCUGGGUCCCACUGGGGCCUUUCAGCACUGUGUAUUUUGCUCAUUGUGCUGUUUGCUCAGUACCUCAGAGAGACUUCACUUCCUGUUCCUGCUUACAACAGGAAGAAAGGACUGACCUCCACCAGAAUCCAGAUAUUCAAAAUGUUUCCUAUCAUCCUCGCCAUCAUGCUGGUUUGGCUCGUGUGCUACAUUAUGACGCUCAGCAACCUGCUGCCGAGCGACCCUGAUGGCUACGGACACAAGGCCCGGACUGACGCCCGUGGGGACAUCAUGGCUUCUGCACCCUGGUUCAGAGUACCCUACCCCUGCCAGUGGGGGUUGCCGGUGGUAACGGUUGCUGGGGUCUUGGGGAUGCUGAGUGCCACCAUGGCGGGCAUCGUGGAAUCAAUUGGUGAUUAUUACGCCUGUGCUCGUUUGUCUGGAGCCACACCCCCUCCAGUCCACGCCAUCAACAGGGGAAUCUUCACUGAAGGCGUUUGUUGCAUCAUUGCUGGUCUUUUAGGGACAGGAAACGGCUCCACCUCCUCCAGUCCAAAUAUCGGAGUUCUGGGCAUCACCAAGGUUGGCAGCAGGCGGGUGGUGCAGUACGGAGCUGCUAUCAUGUUAAUAUUGGGGUCAGUUGGGAAGUUCACCGCUCUGUUCGCUUCCCUGCCAGAUCCGAUCCUUGGAGGAAUGUUCUGCACUCUUUUUGGUAUGAUCACGGCAGUCGGCCUCUCUAACCUGCAGCUGGUGGAUUUGAACUCAUCAAGAAAUCUUUUUGUUCUGGGAUUCUCAAUGUUCUUUGGUCUGACGCUGCCAACAUACUUGGACACACACCCCAACUCCAUCAGCACAGGUCUUGCAGAUCUGGACCAUAUUCUGACGGUUCUUCUGUCUACUGAGAUGUUUGUUGGAGGAUUUUUGGCUUUUUGUCUUGACAACACAAUACCAGGCUCGAAACAGGAGCGGGGUUUAGUUGAGUGGAGGGCCUCUUCUUCCUCCUCUUCCUCGUAUGAUCUUCCUUUUGGGAUGGGUGUGGUCAGACGGACUCGAUGGCUCAGUCGCUUUCCCAUCAGCCCCUCCUUUAGGGGCUUCCAUGCUUCUGACCCCCCGCCCGAGGAGGACGCAGCUCCAGAUCUGGACUUGCCUGGCACCAAGUUGUGACUUUGGUCCACCGACGACUCAAUGGGCAUGGAACACGUGGCGGCACGAGACUGUCCGUCUCCUAUGAAUGUACCUCUGCAGUCGAUCACAUUGGUGAAUGUGUUACUCCUGAUUCAAUAAUCUGCAUAUGUUGUCAUGUUUCAGGUUGUAAUCUUAAUUUUAAAAACGUUCAAACUGCU
Molecule: messenger RNA, 3390 nt
Organism: Pseudoliparis swirei
Lineage: Eukaryota; Metazoa; Chordata; Actinopteri; Perciformes; Liparidae
Product: solute carrier family 23 member 1-like
Exons: 18
Coding region: 212-3211 (999 amino acids)
Biological process (GO): transmembrane transport
Cellular component (GO): membrane
Molecular function (GO): transmembrane transporter activity
Source: RefSeq, a predicted model, not a curated record